Sorex fumeus (smoky shrew) is the source of this 1536-nucleotide messenger RNA. It is a transcript of the gene FAM217A, whose product is annotated as family with sequence similarity 217 member A. Bases 16 to 1536 code for a protein of 506 amino acids. Lineage: Eukaryota; Metazoa; Chordata; Mammalia; Eulipotyphla; Soricidae. The transcript has 6 exons. The record is from RefSeq and is a predicted model, not a curated record.
AGCAGUGACAACAAAAUGGGGAGAAGAAGCGGUGAGAGCGGGGGCAGCAGCCUGCGAGUGUCCCAUGUCUCCCAAGAGAACUUACCUCACUGGAAUUUGGAUCCCGAAGUCCCCGCGCCCGAAAGCAAGGCCCCCCUCUCUGGAAGGGAGAGCGCAGCAGGUGGCAAAAUCAACAAGAGCCAUCUGGAAAUUCCUGUAGAGCAACUGAUAUUAGAACUGAGCUUGCCAGAGCAUUCUCCCAGAAGAUCACAGAACAGUAAACAAGGGCCAUUUCACCUAUGGAGUUACCCUCAGAAGGAAGACAGCCCCUCGGAGAGCAGGGAUUUCAGAAAAGGUCCCAUGGAAAGUGGCUUUAGCAUAAGCAGUGGCCCCAUCAAGCUCUUCACCCUGAGAGGCCUGCCUGUCAACCCGUCCGUGGAGAAGCCAGUGCGGUCCUAUGCUGGGCUGCAAAUGCCCUUGGGCCUGUGCUGGCCCUAUGCCGACGGGGACUUCUAUAAGGACAAAACCGAGUCUCCCAUGGCUUUGUUUUCGGGGGCCGGGAACCACAGUGGGGAAGCUCUACCCGGCCCAAGCUGGGAUCUGAAACCGAGAAACAGCAUUGUCGAAGAAGUUCUGACAGAUGAGAGUGACUUAUCAGAAAACGAGAAGGCAAACGAUACUUUGCUCAGCUACUUUAAAAAGAUGGACCUGAAUUUAAAGCCAGAAAAGAUCGACACCGUGGAGGGCUCUUUCACAGAGGGAGCGAGCAAAGCAUUUCCGUAUCCGGAUUUCCUCCCCCCUCCUCUCAACACGCUGGACCUGCACAAAUUGGCCUUCUCCAAAUCAGAGAAUUGGAAAGUCACCAUGGAACCUCUAGACGGCUCUAUGGAUCCCCUGAUCACUCGCUUGCUGGAAAUGGAAAGAUUACAGCACAAUACUGUACAGAAAGAGAAGCCUCGGCCUCAGAACACCUUCUGUCCAGUGGUCACGGAAUGCUCCUCUUCCUCCAGAGCUGCCCCCAAAACCAGACCACUGAAGCUGUCUGACCCCUCGAGCCUUCAGACACCUGGUGCAGAUAAAAGUCGGGAAAAAAGGAAAAACAAUUCUGCUUCGUGCAAGUUUGAACAAAGUCCUUCGAAAUGGAACUGGAGCAGCUCUGGCAAGUAUAAAUGGAACGCAAGGCCGUCCUCUCUGAAAAGUUCCUCCACCACCAAGCAAGUGAUCGCCAGUUAUGACGACUUGAAGAUCUCCAAGAGCUCCACUUUGUCCCCGUACCAAGACACGUCAGCAAAGCCUCCGGCCGUCCCGACCACCCAGUCACUGGUUAAAAUGGUCUCCACGCGGUGCCUCCCGCCCAGGUCUCCAGGCCCAGUCUCCCCCAUCCCUCUGCCUUUCCCUGAGUACCAGAAGGAAGAACUGAAGGUACCACGGACCAAAAAGAAACUUUACCGGAAAAGCAUAGCCCUGAACAGACCCUUCUGUAUUCAGAAGCUCAACUGCUUGUCACCCACAUUCAUCAUCGCCAAGGACAAAUGCUCACCCAUCGACCAGAAAUAA